This is a messenger RNA of Botrytis cinerea B05.10, 3535 nucleotides long. RefSeq lists its product as hypothetical. The record is from RefSeq and is a predicted model, not a curated record. Bases 117 to 437 code for a protein of 106 amino acids. NCBI's taxonomy places the organism in Eukaryota, Fungi, Ascomycota, Leotiomycetes, Helotiales, Sclerotiniaceae. Gene Ontology annotation, biological process: intracellular calcium ion homeostasis; calcium ion transmembrane transport. Gene Ontology annotation, molecular function: ATP hydrolysis activity; P-type calcium transporter activity; ATP binding. Gene Ontology annotation, cellular component: plasma membrane. The transcript is spliced from 4 exons.
GAUAUACUCAUACGCGUCUCUAAGAUCUCUCAUUCGAUAUCGCAAGCAGCUGCUGAGAAACAAUCAACUUUUCAAUACAACUUUCACUUGGUUUCACCAAAAUCUUUGUUAAAAUAAUGACUGCCGCCAAAGACAGAAGAAAAGAGGAAACUUCGCACGUAUCUGGUCAAGCAAACGAGCAGUUAUCUGACCUCCCGCACAGUUUGACAAUUGAACAGCUAUUGGAUGAAAUCGGCGCAAAUCUUGAGAGUGGUCUUACAGCUUCUGAAGCCAAAGCUCGUCUCGAGAAGUACGGGGAAAAUGAGCUCGAUGAUGGCCCUGGAGUUUCUCCAGUCAAAAUUCUCAUCCGACAAGUUGCAAAUGCAAUGACUCUAGUUAAGCGUGUCACAUCCUGUAUACUAGCAAAAUAUUUUCUGAUCCAAUUCUGUAGGUGCUGAUCCUGGCCAUGGCGGUCAGUUUUGGGAUUGGUUCCUAUAUCGAGGGCGGGGUUAUUACUGCCGUUAUAGCAUUAAAUAUUACCGUAGGCUUCUUCCAAGAGUUUAGUGUUGAGAAAACAAUGGACUCGUUGCGCUCUAUGAGUUCUCCAACUGCUAGCGUUGUUCGUGAUGGGAACAGUAUCGUUGUUCCUACACGGGAACUUGUAUUUGGAGAUCUCGUUGAGAUAAAAGUCGGUGAUACUAUCCCAGCAGAUAUCCGUCUAGUUGAGACUAUGAAUCUCGAUACCGAUGAAGCCUUGCUUACCGGCGAAUCACUUCCGGUGCAAAAAGAAGCUAACUCGACCUUUGAAACUGACACUGGACCGGGGGAUCGUCUUAACAUUGUGUACAGCUCUUUUACUGUAACAAAAGGACGUGGUCGCGGCGUUGUGUACGCUACUGGAAUGGCUACUGAGAUAGGUUCCAUUGCUACUGCUCUUCGUAGCGAGGACUCCAAAAAACGCCAUGUCAAGCGAAAACAGGACGGAAGCGCAAAGCCUCAUCGAUAUGUAGAGGCAGGAGCACUCACUGCAGGCGACUUCGUCGGUAGGUUCCUUGGUGUAAAUAUCGGAACACCAUUGCAACGGAAGCUUUCUAAGCUUGCUUUGUUGUUGUUUGGAAUCGCUAUUGUGUGUAGUAUCAUUGUCCUUGGUGCGAAUAAAUUCUCGAAGAACAGGGAAGUUAUUAUUUACGCCGUUGCCACUGGUCUCUCCAUGAUUCCUGCGUCACUCAUUGUGGUUUUGACGAUAACUAUGGCUGCCGGUACAAGGAGAAUGGUUGAUCGUCAUGUCGUAGUUCGAAAGCUUGACUCUCUUGAAGCUUUAGGGGGCAUUACAGAUAUCUGCUCUGAUAAGACUGGGACUCUGACUCAAGGUAAAAUGGCUGUCAAGAAAGCUUGGAUUCCAAGCAAGGGCACAUACUCUGUCGGAACCACUGAAAAUGCUAUUGACCCAACGAUUGGAGACGUAUUCUAUUGCAAAGCAGCGCCUAGAGAGGAAAUAAAAGAGGAAGUAUCAAGCGAGAAAGACGCACUGGUAUCCAGUCCUGAUAAACUUCUAAAGGAUAACAAUGACCUCGAACAAUUCCUCAAUAUCGCUUCUCUUGCAAAUUUAGCACAAUUGCACAUACAUGAAGGUGAAUGGAAAGCACGCGGAGACCCAACGGAUAUCGCAAUUCAGGUCUUCGCAUCUCGAUUUAACUGGAAUCGCUCCCGCUGGACUGGUGAUAAUGAUCCCAUUUGGGCCCAGAAAGCAGAGUAUCCAUUCGAUUCUAGUAUCAAGAAGAUGUCAGUCAUUUUCGAGAGCGCCGAGCACACCAUGGUUUUUACCAAAGGCGCUGUCGAGAGAGUCCUAGAGUCGUGCUCAAUUAUCCGCUACGCUAACGGCAAUGUCAAAUUAACUGAACAGAUUCGCGGCCAGAUUCUCGAUAAUGUGGAAGCACUGGCUAGCCAAGGCCUUCGUGUUUUGGCAUUUGCGAGUAAUGAGUUGAUUAAUAAGGUCGAUGAUUUAAAAGUCCCUAAGAGAGCUGUGAUCGAAUCUGAUCUUGUCUUUCGUGGGCUUGUAGGUCUUUACGAUCCUCCCAGACCUGAAACUGCAGGUGCAGUCACUGCUUGUCAUACGUCAGGUAUUGCUGUGCACAUGUUGACUGGUGAUCAUCCGAGUACAGCGAAAGCUAUUGCACUUCAGGUUGGGAUUUUGCCAACUAAUAUAGAAGCCAUUGCCCAAGAUAAAAAACGGAGCAUGGUCAUGACGGCUGGGCAGUUUGAUAAGUUGUCAAAUGAUGAGGUCGAUGCUCUUCCUCUUUUGCCGCUGGUUAUCGCACGAUGCUCGCCAGCUACUAAAGUCCGAAUGAUUGAAUCACUACAUCGACGUGGCCGGUUCGUUGCGAUGACUGGUGACGGAGUUAACGACUCGCCUUCCUUAAAGUAUGCUGAUGUCGGUAUUGCAAUGGGUCUGGCCGGCUCUGACGUUGCAAAGGACGCUUCGGACAUUAUACUUACGAAUGAUAAUUUCGCAUCAAUAAUUAACGCUGUCGAAGAAGGCCGCCGCAUGUUUGAUAAUAUUCAAAAAUUUAUUCUCCAUCUUCUUGCUGAGAAUGUUGCCCAGGCGUUAACCCUGCUUAUCGGGCUCGUGUUCAAGGACAAGUCCAAUCUAUCCGUGUUUCCUCUUGCUCCGGUUGAGAUCUUGUGGGUUAUUAUGAUUACAUCCGGAAUGCCUGAUAUGGGACUCGGAUUUGAAGCACCUGCCCCAGACAUCAUGUCACGCCCACCUCACCCUCUCAAAAUCGGUGUUUUCACCCGUGAAGUGCUCCUUGACAUGGUUGUCUACGGUCUUUGGAUGGCGGCUCUCUGCAUCUCUGCCUUUUCACUUGUCAUGUUCGCUUUUGGCGACGGCAAUCUCGGUAGCGAUUGCAACAACUCUUAUUCUACUGAAUGUGAUACUGUUUUUCGAGCUAGGGCCACCACCUUUGUUUGUCUUACCUGGUUUGCGCUCUUCCUUGCAUGGGAGAUGGUGAAUAUGCGUCGCUCGUUUUUCAGAAUGCAGCCGCAAAGCAAGAAAUAUUUAACUCAAUGGGCAAUCGAUGUAUGGCGUAACCAAUUCCUAUUCUGGGCUAUUUUUGCUGGCUUCGUUACGAUAUUCCCAACUCUCUAUAUCCCAACGAUUAAUCAUGUAGUAUUCAAACAUACUGGAAUAUCCUGGGAGUGGGGCAUAGUAUUUGUGGAAGCUACAUUAUUUUUUUUUGGUGUGGAGUCUUGGAAAUGGGCCAAGAGGAUCUACUUCCGUAGACAAAUGUUGAAGAAAGGUGGGCAGGUUGAUGACUUGGAGAAAAAAGCUUUUGCAGCUUAUUUCAAUUCCGAAUGACAAUCAAAACCUCUUAGUUUGGCCACAGCAAAUUUAGCAAUAGCAGGGGAGAAAUAGGUUUGAUACUUUGGGAGUGGGGUUGCGAAUUGAUUGUCGAUUCAAGAUAUAUAGUCAUUUCAUAUCUGUAAAUGCUAUUUCUCCAUGUCAAUAUACAAUUCAAGUUAUUAGACGAGUGAAUAUAUGAGAAACUUUUGUACA